Macrobrachium nipponense is the source of this 900-nucleotide messenger RNA. Its product is annotated as cuticle protein 16.5-like. The transcript has 3 exons. The coding region runs from base 111 to 734 and encodes 207 amino acids. The record is from RefSeq and is a predicted model, not a curated record. Lineage: Eukaryota; Metazoa; Arthropoda; Malacostraca; Decapoda; Palaemonidae.
UAUAUAAAGGAUCUGAAGGACCUCUGUACCAUCAGUAGGACCCUUCUUCGCGGUAGGACAUCUUCUCCAGGACAUCUUCUUCUCCAGGACACCGUCUCAACUUCGCCAGGAUGAAGUUUGCAGUACUGUUGGCGUUAGUUGGUGUGGCAAGUUGUAGACCAUCUCUUUGGGACGACAUUGAAUAUUCUUACGUCGACGCGGCAGGACGCAUCGUCAAGGUCGAUUACGACGCGGACGAUUACUUGGGUCUUGGAUGGGCCUCUCCCCUCCCAUCCCUCUACAGGGCAGUCUCUACCGCCCCAGCCGCCAUCCCCUACACGCCCACGCCCGUCAGCACACAGUACGUCCAUGUGGCAGCACCUGCCCAAGCCGCCCCUGCCCCCCAAGUGGUGCCAAGAUACGUUUACGUCGAUGACGAUUUAGAUGAUGACGCUGUUCACAUGGAGGUCAGCCAGCCGUUGGUGAUGCCCCGCUCAGCUGCCGCCCCUGUGGUAACCAGCUUAGCUGCUGCUGCUGCCCCGGUGAUACCCCGCGUGGCCGCUGCCCCUCUGGUGACCCGAGCAGCUCCUGCUGUCCCUGUGGUGCCACUGCAGCCUUCCCCUUCUGCUGUUUUUCGCGCCGCCCCAGUGCCAACUCUCAAGGCAGCGAUCGCUGGAGCCACCAAUAUCGAAGUCGUGCAUAAGUACAGGAAUAGUGACGACGACGAUGAUGAUAACGACAGCGAAGAGAAGUAGAUGGGGAAGGAGGAGAUAAAUGGGAGAAGAGGGACAUAGAAGAGAGAGAUGAAAUUAACAGAUAACUGGGCAAUAUGGGAGGGAAGAUUCUCCCUGGAAUUGUCAUGUCUAAUUAAUGAGGUAUCGACUGUCAGUGAGGAAAAUCAAUAAAUUGGGGUUUUCGUUA